AUGGUCGGUGGGGGGGUCGGCGAGUGCGACAGCGGUGAAAAUGGCGGGAAGGCCUACGACGGGUGGGGGCAAGGCGCUGCUCUCCCGCCUUUGGAAACAGUCGGACCACUGUGUGGAGAUUCUGCAGAGCAGGACCGGCGACGGGGACGAGAACGAGAUUCAAGAGAAUUCUUCUCCGCGCACAGGGAAGACUUGUCAUCAGAAGAAGUAGCAAUGUUGGAGGACUGGAGUUGUCCAAAGUGCAGAGGCAUCUGCAGUUGUAGUGUCUGCAUGAAGAAAAGAGGCCACCGACCCACUGGUAUACUGGUGCACACAGCAAAAGAAAAUGGUUUUUCCUCUGUUUCAGAGCUGCAUCAUGUUAAAGGUCAUGAAAGUUUUGGUAGUGACAACAAUGUGAAAGCUGUGGAUGCUAGUUCAGGGAAGCUUGCUGCUUCAAACAAUGUUCUUGAUCUGAAGGAAGGGGAGCCUGAACAUAUCCUUCUAGAAUUAAUACAUGGGGGACAUGGUGCCAAGCUCUUCAACUGUAACUUCAAAACACGGCAAGAAUUCUUGGCUGCAUGUUCUACAGAGUUAUGUCUCCAGACCCCAUUUUGCGUUGAAAAGACUGAAGCUGGAAGGGUUUGGCUGGGAAGCUGAUGAUUAUAAUAGUUUAGACUCCUCAAAAAGACAUAGGCUCUUGACUUUUCUAUGUGAUGAAAUUCUUCCCACCAA
Molecule: messenger RNA, 711 nt
Organism: Diospyros lotus (date-plum)
Lineage: Eukaryota; Viridiplantae; Streptophyta; Magnoliopsida; Ericales; Ebenaceae
Exons: 7
Coding region: 1-636 (211 amino acids)
Biological process (GO): regulation of DNA-templated transcription
Cellular component (GO): nucleus
Source: RefSeq, a predicted model, not a curated record